This is a messenger RNA of Fusarium oxysporum Fo47, 540 nucleotides long. RefSeq lists its product as uncharacterized. The record is from RefSeq and is a predicted model, not a curated record. The transcript is spliced from 4 exons. The coding region runs from base 1 to 540 and encodes 179 amino acids. Lineage: Eukaryota; Fungi; Ascomycota; Sordariomycetes; Hypocreales; Nectriaceae.
AUGGUUCUGAACAACCUGGGGGACACCAAAUGCUUCGAGGGCCUGAAGGUCUAUCUUCGACGUCACCAGUUCCAUUGCGAAUCUAUCGCAGCGAGCAUGAGGGUUUGGACCAAGGAGCAUGGCUUCCCUGUCAUUCGAGUCUCUGAGUCUCGUGACGCGAGUGGCAAGGAUGUCGAGACAGUUGAUAUGAACACAAGGGAGUUGGUUCUUCCUCCCUCUGGCAGUCUAUUCAAAGUCAACGCGGACCAUGGGAGUUUCUUCCGCACCUCUUACUCACACAAGCUACUCACCCGUCCCCUCGAAGAAGCAUCAAAGGGCAGUCUCAGCCUGCGCGACGGCAUCGGGCUAUUAUCUAUCCAGCCUGUCUACAAGUUUCACGGGCCUGAGCCGAAUGAGGCUCUUCGGAAACUCACUAGCGAUGUGAUCGACCGCAAAGGUGAGGAACUCGGGUGGACUAUCUCAAAGCAUAAUGACGAGAAUCUUGACACGAUCAAAACAUCAAUGUGUAGCGGCGCGGACCUCGCAGGAUACCCCAGGUAA